Drosophila takahashii is the source of this 317-nucleotide messenger RNA. RefSeq lists its product as uncharacterized. NCBI's taxonomy places the organism in Eukaryota, Metazoa, Arthropoda, Insecta, Diptera, Drosophilidae. The record is from RefSeq and is a predicted model, not a curated record.
GAUCCCACGGAUCCCACAGUAGGUCCACAAACUCGUUGGCGAAAUGACGUCUCCGUUUGACGGUGCUGCCUGUAUCUGGCUCUCCAUAAUUUGGCUCCAGCUGGGUCUCAUCAAUGCAGGUCUGGAAUUCCUAAAGGCUUUCGUACCCCUGCCCCUGGUGCGACUAAGGGAGAUCGAGGAGGAAGAGCGCGAAAUCGAGGGCGAGUGCAGUUUGGGGGCCAUAAGCAUACGAAUGUUUGCCUUCUGAGGACUGGAUUCUAAGCAUUUAUGUACAUAUCAAAAUCUAAAGGCAAAGCAAUUGCUUAAACCACAACAAA